Molecule: messenger RNA, 1353 nt
Organism: Equus caballus (horse)
Lineage: Eukaryota; Metazoa; Chordata; Mammalia; Perissodactyla; Equidae
Product: tripartite motif-containing protein 43
Biological process (GO): protein ubiquitination; innate immune response; regulation of gene expression
Cellular component (GO): cytoplasm
Molecular function (GO): zinc ion binding; ubiquitin protein ligase activity; protein binding
Source: RefSeq, a predicted model, not a curated record
AUGGACAUGGACAUCCCACAAGCCUUCCAGAAAGAACUCACCUGCCUCAUCUGCCUGAAUUGCCUUAUGGACCCCAUCACCAUAGACUGUGGGCACAGCUUCUGUUGGUCCUGUCUCCGUGUUUACUGGGAGAAAGCCGAAACCCCUGCCUGUUGUCCUGUGUGCAGGCAGCCAUCCCAACAGACAGACUACAAAACCAACAUUCUUCUGAAGAGUCUGGUGUCCGUUGCCAGAAAAGCCAGUCUCAGGCAAUGCCUGAGCUCUGAGGAACACAUGUGCGGGACCCACAAGGAGACAAAGAAGAUCUUCUGUGAAGACAACAGGAGCCUGCUGUGUCUGCUCUGCUCUGAAUCUCAGGAGCACGAGGCUCACAGUCACUGUUCAGUGGAGGAGGCUGCUGAGGAAUAUCGGGAGAAGCUCUGCAAGCACAUGAGAUCCUUAUGGGAAAAGAGCCAAGAAAACCAAAGAAAUCUCGAUAAAGAUGGCAGAUUGUCUUUCCAUUGGAUGUGUUAUGUGUAUAAACAUGAAGACAUCAUCAGGGCUGUCUAUCAGCCACUGCAUCCUUCUCUACGGAAGGAAGAGAAGCAGCACUUAGAGAGUCUGAAAAAGCAAGGAAAAUCCGUGUUUAAGCAACUCCAGAAAAUUCGAGCGGAAAUGGUGGAAAAGAGGAUACAGCUAAGACUGAUGUAUGAGGAGCUGUUGGAAACGUGCCAUAAAUCAGAUGUGGAGCUGCUCCUGGAAUUGGGAAACAAACUGCCAAGGAUCGAGUUGGUGCAGCUGCACAUGCCUCAGCGUCCUCAGCCAAAACUCAGUGCCCGACCCGUCACUGGACUGAUGGACAGGCUCAACCGCUUCCGGGUGGAAAUUUCCUUCCAUAAUGAAGUAACCAAUCACAACAUCAGGCUGUUUGAUGAUGUGAGAAGUGUGCGGUACAUCCAUGACAGUCGAUAUGUGUCUUUGAAUCCUGGAACAUCUAACUAUUUUGCUAGCUGGGGAACCCAGGACUUCACCUCCGGCAAGCACUACUGGGAGGUGAUUGUGGACAGAUCUUGGGACUGGGCUGUAGGUGUCUGUAGGGAUUCCUGGAUAAGGAAGACCGGCACACUGGUUGAAUCUAAGGACACAUUCCUUCUGGUAUGUGUGAAGGAGGAUGAUCGUUACAGUCUCUGGACCACCGCCCCCAUAAGUCCUCAGUUCAUAGCGAAACCUGUGGGCCGCGUUGGUGUGUUCCUUGAUUGGGACAGUAGGAGCAUGAGCUUUGUGGAUGUUGCCAGGCGCUCCAUCAUUUGGAGGUACCCAGAUGGCGUGUUCACUUUCCCUGUGAGGCCUUUCUUUUACACUGGCCACACAUGA